Molecule: messenger RNA, 423 nt
Organism: Colletotrichum paranaense
Lineage: Eukaryota; Fungi; Ascomycota; Sordariomycetes; Glomerellales; Glomerellaceae
Exons: 2
Source: RefSeq, a predicted model, not a curated record
CUGCCACGACAAGGGGUGACAGGGGGCAACCCGCAACAGCAACAACGACGAACACACACCACACGCACGCCCGUCGCCCACACGCCCACUCGCACACUCCACGCCCACUCACGCCUGACCGACAUCAACAUUGCACCGACCUUUCCCUUUCCUGUCCACUCCCGUCCUGUCCCAGCCAUGCCCAGCUAUGCAUCUCUCUUCCGCCGACAUCUCGACACCGACGACGACAACGACGACUACGACUUCGACAAACAACGACCACGGCCACCGAUAACCGACCACCUCCGAUCGACGACACAGGUAAGUCUUCGACGCCCAGUAUCAACAUCGACAACCACCCACGCGACAUUCCGGGCCUUUCCAUUCUUCCAUUUCGACAUCCUCCUUUUCCGAGUCGGGCUCUUCGUCUUUCCCACGCUUUGA